Molecule: messenger RNA, 399 nt
Organism: Anisakis simplex (herring worm)
Lineage: Eukaryota; Metazoa; Nematoda; Chromadorea; Rhabditida; Anisakidae
Source: the annotation of a GenBank genome assembly
AUGGUAUCAGAACUCGUACUUAAUAAACGUUCGUUUUUAGGUGUCACUCCACCAGGCGGAAAAGAGCAUUUCAUUGCUGCCGCAUUCCCGUCAGCAUGUGGCAAAACAAAUCUUGCAAUGCUUCAGCCAACCAUUCCUGGUUGGCAAGUUCGUUGCGUUGGUGACGAUAUCGGCUGGAUGAAAUUCGGACCGGACGGCCGUCUAUACGGUCUGAAUCCUGAAGCCGGUUUCUUUGGUGUAUGCCCGGGCACAUCGACAAAAACCAAUCCGAUGGCUGUUGCAACAUUCCAAAAGAAUAGCAUUUUCACGAAUGUUGCUGAGACGGCCAAUGGUGAAUACUACUGGGAGGGAAUGGAAUGUGACCUCAAGGUUUCUAGUAAUAAACACUCUUUCACUUGA